AUGUUCGUCCUAAUUUCAAAAGUCCGUGACUACAACUGCCUUCUUCUGUAUAGAUCCGAUAUUUUGAGUAUUUUAUACAAAUAUGCAAUGGUUUUAAAGACUCGCCGCCCGUAUUGCUUCGAGAAAGAUGUCCCAAUCUUAGAAGUUAUUAGGUUUUCAGAGUAUGUAGUCCACGUUAUCGAGGAGUUCUCUAACUGCAACUCGUACGGUACACUUCCAGAUGACGGAAUACCAGUAUAUAUUAAGAAGCUUUCAAACGAAGCAAAGAAGAUCAAGUCGAAGUUGAUGAAGAAGGGAGUGAAGUUUACCAUGGGCUCCUGGGAUAUGCCAUACCACAGAAACGAAUCAUUGAACACUUUAGGUGAUAGUGAUGAGUUGAUUGUGGUAAAAACGCUUGGAGAAAGAACCAAAGAACUCCAAGAUAAUAUAUCUUCAAUUGAAGCCCAAAUGCACAGCAAUAAUGUAUUUGAACCUGGCUCUUCAGUAGACGAAUCAGUAAUUUCUGAACUAAUCAGCUCAUUGAGUCUGUACGAGUUUAAAACACAAAACUUGAUUCAGGAAUCAGUAGAUUCAGAAUCAAUGGAAAACUACGAUGAACUAAUGAAUAUAUUAGACUACAUAAAACAUUUGAUCAAUACUCUGAAUAGUAAAAUGUGCAUAUCUUUGGAUCAAGAAUACAUAGCAAACAAUUUGCCAGAAGCUAUUAGUUUUGAUCCAUUUGAUAAUAUUCCGUCACAAGAACAUACUUUACAUGAAAAUCAAACUGAACAAAUGGAUGGAAACGAGUCAGACGUAAGUACUGAAUUGUAUGAUUUCGCUCGACAAGAUGAAGCUGAAUCUGUGGAUCAACAAUCUGAAACUCAGAGACAAUUAUUAGAUGAACAAAUAGCUAGUGAGGAAUCAUUAAAAAACAGGUCUAAAGAAAUAUUGGAAGACAACUUCGAUCCCUUCGGAAUCAAUUUUAAUAAUCAACCAAGCACCUCCACACUCAGUACAGAGAAUUUGAACACAUCAGUUCCAUCAACAGUCGAUGAAUUAAUUGACCAUAAUUUGAACAAACCUGCUUCAGAGGAUGUAGAAUAUUUGAAGAAGUCGAGUGAAGCUCACGAAAGAUCCAGCUCUUUGGAUGAUUUUAAACACAAACCCAUGUUCAGAGAAGAAAAGUCACAGGAAAUCGAUUCGCACGAAGCUGAAUCAGAUUCUAACUCAGAUGAGACUUUAGAAGAUGAAGAGUCGAUGGAUUCACAAAUGGAUCAAUUCGUGGACCAAAAGGAUGAAGAACUAUUUGAAAGUACAGUAAGGUGUGAAUCAUUCAAGUCAAGUGAGAGAAAACCAGAAGAAUUUGAUUUAAAUAACUUAACCUCGGAUGAAUUGGUUUUGGAUGAUCAACAAGUUGAAGAGCUGGUGAAGAAUGUAGAAAUUCCUGAGAAAAUUGAACCUGAAGCUGAUGAGAAGGAAGCUGAGGAAUUGGCAGAAACUGAGGACAUUGAAAACUUGUAUAAAGAUAUAUCGUAUGUUAUGGGUACACUGAAGAGAAUAAAUACAUAUUUGGAGUCAAAACCGCCCAAAUUUGUAGCCAAUUCCAAGACUUAUCAAGAGCUUCAGGCUUCACUCCACAGGGACUUUUUCGACAAAUACCUGACAUACGGAAGUGACAAACUUUCUAAGAAAAAGUUGUUGGAACAGGAGGAAAAACAAUUAGCCCAGGAAGAGAAGAAGGUGAGAGAUGAAAUCUUAGGGAAAGACUUAUUUUCAAACAUGGAUGAGAAUCUGUAUAAGAGAUUGUCAAACAUAUAUUUGCCAAGGAAAAACUCGACCUUUUCCUCAAAUGUCCUGCCGUAUGACAACUCAUUAGUGAAGUCUUCAAUAUCGUCAUCAGUACCACCAUUCCCCUCAUAUUCUACAUACUCAAUAAAUACCUGCAUUGAUAACCCAUACAACAAUGCUCCAGUAACAAUAGAUUCACACACACCCACAUCUUACAAUCCUGGGCGAGAUACUUACUACACAAUCAACUACAACCCGGCUGAUUUACAAAAAUCGUCUGAGCUUCUGGACAAAAAAGGGAUUUAUAGCGAUUCGAAGAGGGCUGAAAUAGUUUUCACAAAAGGGAUACCGUCUGAUAAUCUAAAAAACAAGUUGAUAAAACAGUCACAACUUGCUAAAAGGUUAUUGGGAGGAAUUGAACAAUUUUCAUUUGAAGAACAGGAAGUCCCAGAUUUUGAAGAUGAAAGUGUAUUUUCAGAAACUGAACAUGAUGCUAAAAAUUCAAAUAAAUCAACUAAACUAUCCAUAGAAGACUACUCAGUAGAUGGAGAGGACAUUCCAGAAGAUUUUGAUGAUUUUGAAAAUCAACCUGAACCUGAACCUGACAAUUUUGAAGAGAACGUGAAUGAAUAUGGAUACCCAAUUUUAGAUUUUAAUGCAGUGGAUAACGAGAGUGCCAAAUCAGGAGAAAAUGAGAAAAUUCCAGAGGAUUUAUAUGAAAAAAUCUCAGAAAAAGAGCCUGAAGGAGAGGAAGGAGGUGAAGAUGAAGUUAAAGACGACUCUCAGGAAGGUAGUCUAAAUUACCAUAAAGUAUUUUAUAACAAGUAUAAAUCUAACGAGGAGCUUUCAGAUAUUAGCUUUGAUGAGGAAUCAAAAUCGUCAUCAGGAAGUUCCGAUAAAUCCUCAAAAUCAGGAGAUAAAAAAUCGCGAAGGAAGUCACAUAAGGGUGAAAAUGAGAAAUCUGAGCAUGAGAGGAAGCAUAAAAAGGAAAAGGGUGAGAAAAGGAAAGAGAAACAUAGAAAAGAAUCAGAUAGGGAGGAAAAAAGAGAGAAAUCACAUAAAAGAAAAGGUAAAUCAGGAAAGAAACAUGAUAAAGAUAAAAAACACUCUACAAAUGAUUUAAGAGAUUCGAGAUAUCAGCACUCAGUUCACGAAUCAACUAACUUAGAAGGAAGCCAGUAUGAUUACGGAAUGCCAUCGAAUUAUCAUUAUCCUGCACAAUAUUACAACAUGCCUACUCAUCGCAGAGAUUAUAGAAGAAGGCGUGAAGAAUACGGGGACAGAUAUGCCCCAUCGUAUUACGAACACGUUUCAGCCAGCUCACAAUAUGAAGAUGCCUCCUCAUUUACAGACCAAUACUAUGACUCAUAUGGUUCUGAAUCAAUUUAUGGUCACAGACCUGAUCCCAGAUAUUAUGCUUAUAAUCAGCACAAUACAUAUGAUAGAGGUGAUAAAUUUGAAAGAGUUGAAACCAACAGUAAAAUUGUAGAACUCAGCUCAACAAGUAAUACGGAUUAUGGAUCAAAUCAUAGUGGAAAUAUAGGUAAAUAUGUUAAGAUAGUAAAUGAUAAUGAGAAGUUUGUUAAGAAUUUUAAAAUACAAGAAAAUGGAGGAAGUGCAAAAGAUACAAAAGAUGAGGAUGAAACUCCAAACGAUUCUGAGAAAAAGGAACCAGAGCAAAAAUUAGAUAAUUCAGGAGCAAUAACAAACGCAAACUUGGUCAAAAAAGUAAUUAAACACGGAGGAGAUGUGAUAUACGAAGAUGAGCUUUUCUCAGUCAAAUUUAAGCAAUACACUAGAUAUGAGCCCGUUUUGUACAACGAAAAUACAAUAACAAUUCAAAACAACUCCAUGUUUUCAUUUUCUGUCUCUUUGGAUUACUCAAAUUUUGAAAACUUCCCAAUUAACCUCAAGUUCCUGAAUAAGGAUUUCAAAAACUUGAACAUUGUCCCUGAGGCUAAGAUUAACCAGUACUUCAGCACCUAUUGCUUUGGACCAUUUGUAGGCCUUCCAAAGGUAGAAAUUACAGCACACGUUGAUGCAAGCACUGACAAGAAAUAUAACAUUUACUUGCCAAUAGCAAUUUCCUGUUUCUUCGUGCCCACCUUAGAUAUUAACAGUUUAUCCCAAAGGUAUUUCAAUUCUGAUAAGUUCAGACAUAUCAUGAAGAAUAAGGUGUAUUUCAAUAUUCCAAAGGUGCUAAGCUUGAGAGAUGUGUUGACUGUCAUAACAACUUAUGGAAGGUUUAAGAUUUUACAGCAGGCUGACCAGUACUUUUAUUUGGCCUCCACCUUUUCAGCUCCCUUCUAUUUCAAUUCUCAAGAACUGUACAAAUUCACGAUAUUCGCAAUGAUUGAAAUCUCACCCAGCUACUACAACGUUCACAUUUCCUCUGAUUCAUACCGACUUGCAAACACCACCUCGAUGUUGUUUAAGUAUAUUUUACAACAGUAA
Molecule: messenger RNA, 4221 nt
Organism: Theileria parva strain Muguga
Lineage: Eukaryota; Apicomplexa; Aconoidasida; Piroplasmida; Theileriidae
Exons: 1
Coding region: 1-4221 (1406 amino acids)
Source: RefSeq, a predicted model, not a curated record